AUGUCAAAUUUUAUUGAAUUUCUCCUUAGAUAUAAAAUAAUGAGAAAUUACCUAUAUUUACAAUUUCCCAUAGAUGAAAAAUGUUCAAAAGUAAUGCGCUUUCUCUGUUGAGUAUUUACGGAACUGAUUCUUCUGAUGACGACGACGAUGCACCUGGUCCCAGCAUUUCUAUGAAAAGACCUAGAAGGGAUGAUGACACAAACUUGCCUAGUAAAAGAUUACCACGUCCUGAUUUAUUAGAGAAUACUGACGGACCGAUACCCGAGGAACACAUUGAUGACCCGUCUUUGCAUGAUGGUAGAAUAAGAACUUUUUCACAUAAAAGAGGAAAUUGGCCCACUUUUGUCUAUAUUCCCAUUGAAGUGACUUGUGAAAUGGAAGAAUUGAGAACGGAAGUUAUGCAGGGCAUUCCAGAACACUUCAAUUUCAAGAGAUCUGUAGAUCUGCACCUAAGUUUGACAAAAACUGUAGAACUGAAGCACCAUUGGAUUGAGCCAUUUAUAGGAAGUUUGAAAAGACGGAACCAUUGUAAAAAAUUCAAUCUCGUUUUUGAUGAAUUACAAGCUUAUUGCAAUGAAGAAUGUACCAGGACGUUCAUAGGAGUUUCCAUUUUGCAUGGCCACGACUCGCUAGUUGAUUUAGUCAAUGUUUUAAACCAAUGCUUAGCUGAAUUCAAUUUACCGUUAUUUUAUGACGAACCCUCAUUCCAUAUGAGCAUAGCCUGGUGUCUGGGAGAUCAUAAGAAUGUUUUGAAUUAUAUACUACCAGAAUUGAAUUUCAGGCUACCAAAUGAGGGAAUCGCUAAUCCAAGAAGUUGGACAGUUCCAGUGGAUUACUUCGUAUGUAAGACGGGAAAUAAAUAUUUUAAGUUUGACUUGUCUGAUUCGUAGUUUAUGUUAUAUGUGCCUUUAGGAUCAAUUAUAUUCAACUUUCAAUAUU
Messenger RNA from Leptinotarsa decemlineata (Colorado potato beetle), 939 nucleotides. Its product is annotated as U6 snRNA phosphodiesterase 1. NCBI's taxonomy places the organism in Eukaryota, Metazoa, Arthropoda, Insecta, Coleoptera, Chrysomelidae. The record is from RefSeq and is a predicted model, not a curated record. Gene Ontology annotation, biological process: U6 snRNA 3'-end processing. Gene Ontology annotation, molecular function: 3'-5'-RNA exonuclease activity. Gene Ontology annotation, cellular component: nucleus.